This is a messenger RNA of Pogoniulus pusillus (Red-fronted tinkerbird), 2480 nucleotides long. RefSeq names its product tubulin epsilon 1 (gene TUBE1). The transcript is spliced from 12 exons. Gene Ontology annotation, biological process: microtubule cytoskeleton organization; mitotic cell cycle. Gene Ontology annotation, cellular component: microtubule; cytoplasm. Gene Ontology annotation, molecular function: GTP binding; structural constituent of cytoskeleton. Bases 71 to 1498 code for a protein of 475 amino acids. The record is from RefSeq and is a predicted model, not a curated record. NCBI's taxonomy places the organism in Eukaryota, Metazoa, Chordata, Aves, Piciformes, Lybiidae.
CUGCUGACGGUAACGGACGCGGCUUCCGGGCGCCGAGUUCGAAGAGGCGGCAGCCGCUGAUUGCGCCGCUAUGACCCAGUCAGUGGUGGUGCAGGUGGGGCAGUGCGGGAACCAGGUGGGCUGCCGCUUCUGGGACCUGGCGCUGCGGGAGCACGCUGCCGUCAACAAGAAAGGGAUUUAUGAUGAAGCAUUAAGCAGUUUCUUUAGGAAUGUGGAUACAAGGAGCGGUGGCGAUGGGGCUGAUAUUUACCAAGGAAAAAUCUGCUCUUUAAAAGCACGGGCUCUGUUGAUUGACAUGGAGGAGGGUGUGGUAAAUGAAAUUCUGCAAGGACCAUUGAGGGAUGUGUUUGAUAGCAAGCAGCUUAUCACAGAUGUUUCUGGUUCAGGAAACAACUGGGCUGUAGGCCAUAAGGUGUAUGGCUGUCAGUACAGGGAAAGCAUUGUGGAAAAGCUGAGGAAAGCAGCAGAACAUUGUGACUGUCUGCAGUGUUUCUUCAUCAUUCAUUCUAUGGGAGGUGGGACAGGAUCUGGGCUUGGAACUUUUGUACUAAACUUACUUGAGGAUGAAUUCCCAGAAGUGUAUAGAUUUGUUACUUCAGUCUAUCCCUCUGGUGAAGAUGAUGUUAUUACUUCUCCAUAUAACAGUGUUCUGGCAAUGAAGGAGCUUAAUGAACAUGCAGACUGUGUGCUACCAAUAGAGAAUGAAUCUCUGUUUGAUAUAGUUAAUAAAAUUCAUCAGAUGAUCAAUUCUGGGAAGCUGGGGUCAACUGUGAAGCCAAAGAGUUUGGUAACAUCAAGUGCAGGCGGUGCAAGAGCUGUGCAGGAGAAGCCAUUUGAUGCAAUGAACAAUAUCAUAGCCAACCUGCUGCUGAACCUGACAAGUUCUGCAAGGUUUGAAGGUUCCCUUAACAUGGAUCUGAAUGAAAUCAGCAUGAAUUUGGUUCCUUUUCCUCGGCUUCAUUACUUAGUUUCGAGCUUGACUCCUCUGUAUACACUGGCUGAUGUUAAUGUACCUUCGAGAAGGUUGGAUCAGAUGUUUUCAGAUGCUUUUAGUAGAGAUCACCAACUAAUUCAAGCAGAUCCAAAGCACAGCCUCUACCUUGCCUGUGCACUUCUGGUCCGAGGAAACGUGCAGGUGUCAGACCUCCGCAGAAAUAUUGAGAGGUUGAAGCCUUCCCUGCACUUCAUCUCCUGGAAUCAAGAGGGCUGGAAAACGAGUUUGUGUUCAGUACCUCCAGUGGGCCAUUCCCAUUCCCUUCUGGCUUUAGCAAACAACACCUGUGUGAAACCAACUUUCAUGGAACUUAAAGACAGAUUUAUGAAACUCUACAAGAAAAAGGCUCACCUUCACCAUUAUCUGCAUAUAGAGGGGAUGGAACAGAGCUGUUUCUCUGAAGCCAUAGCAUCUUUAUCUGACCUAAUAGAAGAGUACAAUGAACUGGAUGCCACAAAAGGUGGGCCUAGAACAGAUGCACCAAGACUGAAGAUAGUUGUGUAAAAAAGGAAGAACCAGUUUAUUUUUUGACAUCUCCCCCAAGCAUCCAACCACUUCAGUUUAAGCAGAGUGAGCUGCAGCAUAUUGUAAUUCCAAAGGAAGCCUGGGACAGCAGCUUCCUCAGCUCUGAGAGGACAGGCCCAGCCUGUAAGAUUGCCACCAUAAGGUAACUUGAAAUCUUUCUAACUGUACAGUAAAUUACCAUACUAUGUGCUGUCAAGAAAGAGCUUGUGGCAGCCAAAACUGUCACUUCUUUCUUAGCCUUUGAGCUGGCAUCAAACUAAAAGUAGACCUUGCUUCAAAGAAGGGUCACUGUUGCUAGGUUGGUUUUUUAACAAGCCACUGUGAAGAGAAGAAAAGCACACAGUUCUCAAAGAUGAAAGCAAGGCUCUAAUGAAAUUGAUUUCUUAAAUUCUUCAGGAUAGUAGCCAUUCCAGAGUGCUCUAAGUUGUGCUUGUAGGCUUAAUUUUGCUUCCAUGUUGUACUUAUAGUGGAGCAUUCUGAGUUUAUAUCAAUAUUAGCAAUAUCAGAAAAUUCAACACCAUUUUAUUUCAAGUAUGGUACUUGGAGUAUUAAUUACCAUUUUAAUGAUUCAUGGCCAAGAAUGAUGAGUUGCACUUGAUAAUACAAUAUACCUCUGAGCAAAACAUACACUUACAGUGAAGUUAUAAUGGCUGUUUGGAGAACAAAGUUUGCAUGCUUAAAAGAAUGCAAGCAAGAGAGAUGGUUUAUUAUUUAUAAUUACCAGGGUAAGUAGAGUUUUAUAUUACAGUAAGAACUUCUACACAAGAGAAUGUGCUGCUGUUUCCAGAUCCUUGCCUGUCUCAGGACAGCAAUAGCAGUGAACUGUUACAAACCAGAAUGGAUCAAUACAAUAAUUUCUUAAGGCUGUAAAUCCUUCUAGCAGAGCUGGAGUCAGGUAUACAAGUAAGCACAAUUUUCAGUGUACAAGUCCAGAAGUGUUUGAUAAAGCAUUGUGGUAACA